AUGGCUUCCGGCUCAAGAACAUCCACACUAGCUGAAUCCCGACCACUAAACCCGUCCCGAACAAUCCCCCGUCCGUCCACGCCUCGUCGCAGGUGGCUAGCCAUGGUUUCCCAACCAAACCAAAAUGACAAGAGCCCGGCCCUGCCCGCUAACAAAGUCAAAAGGGCCCAUACGAGACAGCCGGCCCCCGACGACGACCGAGAAUCGAGCACCGCUCUCGUGUUGUAUAAUCCCAACAGGCCGAACGGUCCCAAUUCCAGGCCCGAACCCCCAACCUUCGAGGACGUGAGGCGAAUCACGAUCGCAAGGUCCGAACUAGAGAGAUGGCACGCUCGUGGGCCCGCGACGCUCGACCGGCUGAUCCCGGGGUGGCGGAUGACGGAGGUCGCCGACUCCCCUCCGCUAAAGGAGGAGUUCGAGCAUCUCGUCCGGGAGUCGACUCGGUUCGGAGGGUACGUGCCCUCGAGGGACGAGGUCCUCGAGAAAAUCGAGCUCGUAGAAAACGUGCGCGCAGGCUCGGACGAGAUGCGGAUCGGGUGGAACGACGGGACGGGUGGUGGGAGGGAGGCGGCCCGGCUAGCGGAGCUCAAUCAGAGGAACCGGGUCGAGAAUUUCAAGAACACGACAUCGUCAGGGGGAACGGGCUGGGCUAGGGCCCACGACUCGUUUUCGAGGAGGUGGACGAAACCGAGGAAUUACUAUCACGUGGGAGGUUCGGGCCAUGAGAGUAGUUUGGUGGGACCGGAGGAAAGAAGUCGUGGGCUGGCCCAAAUGGCGGGCGUGGGCCCACAUGUCAAUCGGGGGAUCCGAGAACCUAACAAGCUGCAUGAUUUCGAGUUGAGGGUCUCGUUAGUGGGGCUCGAGAAGUUCGGUGGGCCCAAUGGGGUGAGGGACGGGUACUUGGCGAACAAGGGUCGAGUCGAGGGGAGGCAAGGGUUUAGGGUCCCGGAGGAUGACGUAGCAGCUCACCCUAGGGCGAUGAGCGUAGAGGAGUACCGGAGGAGAAGAGGCCUCAUCUGA
Striga hermonthica is the source of this 1020-nucleotide messenger RNA. The record is from the annotation of a GenBank genome assembly. Lineage: Eukaryota; Viridiplantae; Streptophyta; Magnoliopsida; Lamiales; Orobanchaceae.